AUGACCAAAAGCACAAGACAGGCAGUUUUAGAGGAACUUGCAGCUGGGCUUCCAGAAGCUGCUGAUGAGUUUGACGUACUAUGGUAUCAAACACGUCCUGCCAAGGUACGACCCCUAGUUUAUCGGCGGCCGAAGCGUACUAAGGUUCAAGGAGGAGCAGCGACACCAGCAUACGCGCAAUAUUCUGCAAAAUCGGACCCAGACACAUCUUCGCGAGCACUUGUUGUUGUAAUAUACCAGGGGAUCAUAGUGUAUGCGAUUGAGAUGUUUUUGUAUGCGAUGCCUGGUGACAAAGGAAUGCAAACCUUGUUUGUGUCCAAGGCUGAUACCACUGGCCAUUAUGUGCUGACAAAACAAAAGAAUGAUACUCCUCGGGCCAAGCUAUCAUAUGCGAAACUCACGGAAGGCAUUAUAAGAGGUGUGCUGCGCAGCUUUGUGAAUCCAAAGGCGCCUGUCAGGGUGUGUUUGUUUGCGCGUGCAGAAAAACAUUAUCUGUUCCCGUACUCUGGAGAUGCGGCUGCUGUUAGUGCAGGACGCAAGCAUGUUGCGACAGGGAGCGAGUUAGUGCGGUGGUGGAUCCGUGUGCUUGAUAAUGUAUGUCGGGACAAGAAGGUUGUGGAGAGGGUUGGGCGAGCUCGGUUGCAGAUUCCUGGGGCAGAAGCCGCGCGGAUUCGUGGGGGGUAUUUACCCAAGAAGAAAGAAGAAGAAGAAGAAGAAGAAGAAGAACAAGAAAAGGAAAAGAAAGAAAGUAACAAGGUAGAUUGGCAGGUAGGAGAUGUAUUUUGGCCAGAUGGAGAAAGAAAUGUUGGAGCUAUUCGGUGCGUGCCGCGGUUCCCAGAUGACCCAUUGACACGGUAUGUGGACGAUUUGGUGACUGUAGGUAGGUCGACACGGACAUCACAGCAGCUUUUUUGGGCAGAACUUGAGGCACGCCAGGAGUUUCGGUUAAGCAUUGUUGUUGGUGUGAUUGGUGUUGAGAUGCAGGUAUGUUCUGAGUCUAGUGUUUAUGAUAAUAACAAAGAUGGUGAGGAAGAAGAAAAAGAUCAAAUACCGGAAACUUCAAUGUGGGAGCUCAAUAGAGUUUAUGAGUAUAUUUCCACAUUAGAUUAUGCAGAAACUGAGAUGAAUGAGGCUGCAAGUAAGUACCUUUUGGAACAGACGGAAGAUAAGGGUUCAUCAGUAGGAGGCCAGCAUUUGGUGGUGAAGGGGACUUUGAAAGUCAAGGAAGAAAAGAAGGAAAAGAGUAAAGAUGGUGUGGAGAGUGGUAGUUUGAGUACUCCGACAGUUCUUGGAGGGAUGCUUGUUCGGAAGAAGAAGAAGAAGAAAGUGUAA
This is a messenger RNA of Magnusiomyces paraingens, 1332 nucleotides long. RefSeq lists its product as uncharacterized. Gene Ontology annotation, cellular component: nucleus. The record is from RefSeq and is a predicted model, not a curated record. Lineage: Eukaryota; Fungi; Ascomycota; Dipodascomycetes; Dipodascales; Dipodascaceae. Gene Ontology annotation, molecular function: histone H3K56 acetyltransferase activity. Bases 1 to 1332 code for a protein of 443 amino acids. Gene Ontology annotation, biological process: DNA damage response. The transcript has a single exon.